AUGGGCAUCAGCGGCAACCACAUCAGCAGCAGCAGCAGCGGUAGCAGUAGCAGUAGCAGUAGCAGCGGUAGCGGUAGCAGUAGCAGUAGCAGCCAGGUGAAGCGACAGGGCUAUAGAAUGUGCGUCCGCAGCUCUGCCACUGAAAAAAAGGGAUCAACCCCCCGUGAGCCAACGAACGCAGCAAGCAAGCACGCUUCUCCGCCCCCCACACACACACGCACACACACACAUAUCACCAGCAAAUCUCUCCCUCUCUCUAAAUCUCUCUCUCUCUCUAAAUCUCUCUCUCUCUCUCUCUCUCUCACCUCUCUCGAUCCCGAGCAUAAUAUCUCUCCCUCUUCUCUCUCUCUCUCUCUCUCUCUCUCUCUCUCUCUCUCUAAAACUCUCUCUCUCUCUCUCUAA
This is a messenger RNA of Monosiga brevicollis MX1, 402 nucleotides long. RefSeq lists its product as uncharacterized. The coding region runs from base 1 to 402 and encodes 133 amino acids. Lineage: Eukaryota; Choanoflagellata; Craspedida; Salpingoecidae. The transcript has 2 exons. The record is from RefSeq and is a predicted model, not a curated record.